This is a messenger RNA of Effrenium voratum, 483 nucleotides long. The record is from the annotation of a GenBank genome assembly. NCBI's taxonomy places the organism in Eukaryota, Dinophyceae, Suessiales, Symbiodiniaceae.
AUGGGCCACAUCGGCGUUGUCACUACCGUGGCUGUGUGCCCCACCAACUCCGAGUUGCUGGCCACCGGCGGAGAGGACCACACCGUGCGGCUGUGGGAUCUUCGGGACAUCGAGCCAAGCUCCCAGCUGGCGCGUAUGAGCAGGGAGAAGGUCAUGGGAGUCAAUCUCGCACAUUUUACUCUGAAGGGCCAUGAAAGUGGCGUCUCACGGGUGCGGUUCACUGGGGAUGGGCAGCUCCUGGCCAGCGUUUCCAAGGACUGCUCGGCAAGGAUAUGGAUCCCGUCUCUUUUCAACCCGCUUCUGGUGGCAAAGUUCGUCGCGCACGAGGCCUGGAUCCGGGACGUGGCCUGGGCUUCAGAUCAGAAAUCAUUGUUCACUGCAGCUGCCGACGGCAUGGUCUUUGCAUGGGAGGUGCCUUCCAAGUACCAUGCUCAGGCUCAAAGAGGUGGCCUUCGUGGUCCCCGGAAGUACAAAGCAGUUUGA